Messenger RNA from Alligator mississippiensis (American alligator), 4445 nucleotides. RefSeq names its product zinc finger protein 436-like. The coding region runs from base 695 to 2713 and encodes 672 amino acids. The record is from RefSeq and is a predicted model, not a curated record. Gene Ontology annotation, biological process: regulation of DNA-templated transcription. Lineage: Eukaryota; Metazoa; Chordata; Crocodylia; Alligatoridae. The transcript is spliced from 6 exons.
CGGCGGUGCCAUUUCUCCAGCCAGCCCGGUGCCCGCAUCCUGCGCUGGGGCUGGAGGGGAAGUGGGGAGGGCUCCAAGACUGCUCCGAGUGGGGUGGUCGGGAGCAUCAGGGCUGGGUAAACCUCAAGCUGGGCCAGGGUUACGGUCCCGGGUCUCGGAUCCAUGGUCAGAUUUCUACUGUCUCCUUUCCCACAGGCGCCGUGCACGAGUGUACAGAGAGCGAGAGCCAAGGCCCCGGCUGGGUGAGAUCCCUCCUGGGGAGACGUGGCUGCUGCGCUGCAGCCCGUGGCAGCUGCGCGCCUUCCCUUCGCAGCAGGAGCUGGAGGAGCAGGGCCCAGGAGGUCUGCAGCCAGGGGCUGAGGGUGCAGAAGUCCCUCGUGUCGUCCAGACCAGAGCUGGUCCAGCACAGAGAGAUUUGGGGGCAGGACACAAUGCAGGCCAUGCAGCCCCCUUGUGAGGCCAAGCUGCUCUCCACAACCCCACAGCUGGCACUGCAGGAUGAGCUCCCCACCCCAGAGCCCUGGCACGCCAGCUCUUCCACGGCCUUCACUACCGGGAAGCCGAAGGCCCAAGGAAGAUUUGCAGCCGCCUGUGGGAGCUCUGCCGGCGCUGGCUGGAGCCCCAGAGCUGCAGCAAGGAGCAGAUCCUGGAGCUGGUGGUGCUGGAACAGUUGCUGGCCAUCCUGCCCCAGGACAUGCAGAGCUGGGUGCGCAGGUCCCGCGUGGCGACCUGCACUCAGGCUGUGGCCCUGGCCGAGGGGUUUCAGCUGGUACAGGUGGAGGACGAGAAGCUCCAGGUCACAGUGCAUGUGAAGGUCGAGGAGGUGUCCUCAGACAAGAUGCAGCCCACUGGGGCUCUGCUGGAGCCUGGUGAUUCCUGGGUGCAGCAGCCAAAGGCUCGUUGUGAGGACAGGCCUCUGGUGGAGGCAGGAGAGAGAGAAACCCCAGGGCCCGAGGACAAGCUGCCUCAUGUCGCCAAAGAGGAGCCUCCACUUAACCUGGAGCCAGGUGCUGGGACCCUGAGCAGAGCAGAUCAGCAGCCUCCCAAGGAAGGGCCUGUCAACCUGGAGCUGCAGAGACCCUCUGCAGGGAAACGGGGACAGAGCAGCUCCCUGACACCUGGGCCAGGCCAGCUGCAGAAGGGGCAGGGCAGGCCUGCAAAGCAGGGGGAGAGCAUGGAGCUCCGGGAGGUGUUUGAGGACGUGGCAGUGUAUUUCACAUGGGAGGAGUGGGAGCUGCUGGAAGAGGAAGACAAGGAGCUUUACCGGGACCAGAUGCUGAAGAACUACCAAGCCCUUGUUUUCCUAGGAUAUCAAGGUCCCACACCUGACUUACUCUGCCGCAUCCAGUCAGGACAGGUGCAGCUCUGGGUGUGUGACGAUGAGGACUGUGGGGAAAUCUCGAGGUCGGAGGACCUGCUGCCAGGACAUGCCUGGUUGCUGAGCAGAAGUGAGGAGCAGGCUCCUGAGGAAGGGCCUGGAAAGCUGGAGCCAGCCUGGGCUUCCCUGGGGAGUAUGGGUGAGGUGGAUUCCCUGAGCCCAGCGAAGGACCAAUGGCACAAGGAUCAGGGGAUGCCCCAGAAGCAGGAGACUGUAGCAAUGAAUGCAGUCCCAUCUCUAGUUGGGCAUUGGAGUGAAGAAGGGAAAGAAGCCAGAAAAAGCCCAAGGUGCAGGGAAGAAUAUGUCGUGCUGAGACACCUGAAGAGGCAGAAAGCAAAGGUCCACUGCAGAGAGAGACUAGAUGCAAACCAAGUCAGUAUGGGGGGCCUCAAAGGGAAGCAAGAACUCACUACUAAGCCCAGGGGGAGAGCCCACCCCUGCCCUCAGUGCAGGGAAAGUUUUAGCUGCCCCUCACUCCUGACUCUGCACAAGAUAAGGCACUCUGGGGAGAAGCCCCAUGUAUGUGCCAAGUGUGGGAAGAGUUUCACCUGCCUCUCGACCCUGGCUGCUCACCGCCAGAUCCAUUCUGGACAGCUCCCCCACCGCUUCACCAAAAGGGGGAAGAGCUUUGUGCGCAGCUUGGAGCUGUUCAAAACCCAGGAUGUGCACAGGAAGAAGUGUCAGUACCGCUGUGUCACAUGUGGUAAGACCUUCACCCAUUUCUUCUCCCUGGUUCAGCACCGUCGGAUGCACUUGGGAAGGAAGGCACACCGCUGCACCAAGUGCAGGAAGAACUUCAUCAGCUGGCAAGGCCUGUUGUACCACCAGUGUGUGCAGAGGGGGCAGCAGCCACACUGCUGCACGAAGCGUGGGAAGAGCUUCAGGCAGCUCUCCAGCCUGACCAAGCAGAGGUGCAUGCACACAAGGGAGAAGCCAUAUCAGUGCUCUGAGUGUGGGAAGAGCUUCACCUACCACUCCCACCUGGCCAAGCACCAACAUGUCUACACAGGGGAGACGCCAUAUCAGUGCUCUGAGUGUGGGAAGAGUUUCAGCAUCCCCUUCUGCCUGGCCCGGCACCAGCGCAUCCACACAGGAGAGAAGCCACAUCAGUGCUCUGUGUGUGGGAAGAGCUUCACCCAGUCCUCCACCCUGGCCCGGCACCAGCGCAUCCACACCGGGGAGAAGCCAUAUCUGUGCUCUGACUGUGGGAAGAGCUUCACUCGGUCCUCCUACCUGGCCCAUCACCAGCGCAUCCACAAAGGGAGAAGCCACAUCGUUGCUUUUAGUGUAGGAAGAGCUUCACCUACUCCUCCAGCCUGUUUUGAACACCAGUGAGUCUACACAGGGGAGAAGCUACAUGGGUGCUCUGAGUAUUGGAAAGGCUUCACCCAUCUCUCCCACCCAUCCUGGAAUCAGCACAUCCACACUCAGAAGCAUCCCUAAUUCUGCCAGCAGUGCAGGAAGGGCUUGGAGAUGUCUGCCUGCUCAGCACCCACCAGUGGCCGCAUUCAGACAAGCACCCUCAUGCUGGUGGACUGCAGAAAGAGUUCCCCCAGGCUUUGUCCCUUGUAGGGUACAGUGGGAGUCCAGAGCCCAGAGGCUGGCCCCCAAGGUACGAUUGUCAGCGGGGGGGUGUUAAGAGGAAACACCUCAGACAGAGGUCAGCCCCGAUGUGGGGUGAGGAGGAGAUGAUCUUUGCAUCAACCUUGGAGCCUGUGCAUUCCCCAUCAUUCUCUAAAAGUACUCCCAGGGGAAGAAGUGCCUUCAUGCUAGGCUGCCCUCCCCCAGACAGCUGACUUCAAGUGACACCCGGGGACUUUUCUUGGCUGCCUCCCAGCUUUCUCCUUCCUCCCAGUCCAGGGGUUCUGGUAUAUGAGCCCCUGAGUUGCAGGGAGGAGUGCAUUUAUGGCUGGGGAAGCAUUCCCUACCCUCCUCCCUGACCUCACCUUUCCUCACCACCACAUCUCCCCUCUCCCAGACCUGCCCAUGCCCAGUGGGCUCUGCAAGGAGUUGCUUCUGCCACUCCUGGAGCCUUUUUGGCCUGUUUUGCUUUUCAGCCUCUGCAGAGCUGUGCACCACAGGGUGUGUGCUGCUCCCCUGCCCUCCUCCCCUUCAUUGUAUUCUCUCUCAUGCAUUCCCUGCUACUAAAGCCCCAGAACUGAGCAUACCACCCCUGUGGUUGAUCUCUGUGUCCUCUCUGGAGCUGUGCAAUGGGAACAGACCCAGGCGCGCAAUCCUUUCCAGGGCAGAUCUCUCUGUGACUUCCCAGCCCCUUCCCUUUCUAAAUGAUUCACCACAAUCCAGAGAUUGUUGCUAACCCUUGGGAGCAAGAGGUGGUCUGAUCUACCCACCCUGCUGCUUCCUGACUGGCUGCUCCCACCCCUUUUGCCCUCUUCCCACAGCAGGACGCAGAGCUGGGUGAGCCAGCACCACAGCGUGAGCAAGUCUGGGCGAGCAACUGGCCAGUGGCUCAACAGGUGCCCCAAGCCAGCACCGUCUGACCUGUUCUUGCCCUCACCCACCACAACCACCCAUCUGCACCAUGGAGGUGACGGGAGGAGUGGGGGGUAGUCUGUGCAUGGUGCCAGCUCCAGUGGGGUGUCUCCCCACCCUUGGGAGAGCAGGUUUUCCACAACAGUGACAGCACCCCUGCCAGCAUGCCUGCAACAUGUAAUGCUGGGGCAGGUAUUAGAGUCAGGACCGGUGGUGUGUGCUGGGCCUGGGGUGGGGCAUUGGGCACAGCUGUCCAGCCAAGCAUGGGGGAAUCAGGCUGAGUUUGUCCCCUGUGGGGGUUGGUGGGUUGCACCACCUGCCCCUGCAGAGUCAGGCGCAGGGCUGGAGCUGGGGUCAUUACUGCCAUGCCCUGCAGGGCAAGGGGCACCGGAUGCAGGGGGGUGGGGGAGGGACUGCACUGACCUGACGCAGAUGCUGGUGUCUGUCCCAGACCCAGGGGCUGUGGUAGCUGGCAGGGGGUGUUACACCCUCACGCCCGCUGCAGGGAGCACUGCAGAGGUGAGUGCACAUCCAGAGCCAGGUCGAGGAGGUUAUAUUGCACUUGAUGUGUAGG